This is a messenger RNA of Branchiostoma belcheri (Belcher's lancelet), 10847 nucleotides long. Its product is annotated as CUB and sushi domain-containing protein 3-like. The record is from RefSeq and is a predicted model, not a curated record. NCBI's taxonomy places the organism in Eukaryota, Metazoa, Chordata, Leptocardii, Amphioxiformes, Branchiostomatidae.
UAUUGCACCUGCGCACCCGUCCGGAGGUAGUCACCACCACCCACUCCAAACUACACCUCCCCUUAUUGUUUCUUUAAAAGUUAUGUGAAGAGCGAAGGAGGCAGAGGGACAAGGCACUUCAAGAUUCGUUUGGAGUUGUAGAGACAUUGUUUUACUUAUCAGGGUGCAAGUUUGUUUCAACAUGAGGCUGCUGGCUUUAAUGUUAGCUGUGGGGCUUGUUCGGGCAACACAAGGAUAUAGUCCACGUGGCCAUCCUCACCCAAAGACAGAUUGCAAUGGAAACAUCCCACAAGCUUCCUCAACUCCCCAGCAGCUGACCAGCCCUGGGUACCCAAACAACUAUGGUAACAACCUGAAUUGUAGGUGGACAAUCCAGUCAGCAUCAGGGACGAUUAUCCACCUCCACUUCAUAGCCUUCGGUUUGGAGGACGGGUAUGAUAACCUCAACAUUUUUGAUGGAUCAGCAGGCUCCACACCUGCACAGAGUCUAACAGGCAACAAUUUGCCCAGUGACUUUGACAGCAGUGGAAACACAGUGGUUGUCCAGUUCACUAGUGAUCAGUCUGUGGUGCAACCAGGCUUCCUGUUGGAGUAUACUGAGGUGUCAGCUAGCAGCUGUCCAAAUCCAGGUAUUCCAGACAAUGGGCAGGUGGUUUCAGGUGGAGCUCCCUUUGGUGUGGGCAGCCAGGUCACAUUUAGCUGUAAUCAAGGGUUCAACCUGGUUGGCCAGGCCACCAUCACAUGUAAUGCGGGGACAGCAGGAGGGCCAGCUUCCUGGGACAACCCUGCUCCAACAUGCAAUGGAGGUUCCUGUGGUGGUACAUUUGUGGAUGCAUCAGGAACCAUCACUAGCCCAGGGUAUCCUGUAGGAUACGGCAACAAUGAGAACUGUGUGUACACCAUCAGAGCACCCAGUGGAAACUAUAUCAGACUGGACUUUCAGGCAUUCGGGCUGGAGCAAAAUUUUGACUUUCUGAAAAUUUUGGAAGGUGGAACUGAAACUCAAAGAUACUCUGGACAAAGCCUCCCACCAACUUACAUCAGCAGCACAAAUACAGUUCAACUCAGGUUCACCAGUGAUGCGAGUGUAACAGGCCAGGGCUUCAGUCUCAUCUAUUCUUUUACUACCAGUCCAACUGCUGGUCCUGUGGGGACCUGUCCUGACCCAGGGAGCAUUUCCAAUGGCAACAGAAACCCUCCCCCCUCUGGCUCCACUUUCAAUGUUGGAGACACGAUCACGUACAGUUGUAAUGCUGGAUUCCAACUAGUUGGAGCGACCACCUUAAACUGCACAGCAGGAUCACCUGGUACAACCCAACCAGCAGGCUGGGACAGCACACCUCCAACAUGCCAGAUCAUAGCAACACCUACCAGUGGGACUGGGUGUGGAGGUGCCCUGACAGCCCCCUCUGGAGGACCUGUCUCCUCACCCAACUAUCCCAGUGACUAUGGCAACAAUGAGCUUUGUGAGUGGUCAAUCACUGUACAGACAGGAAGCACGAUUCGCCUCACUUUCAGCGCUUUCAACAUCGAGUCAAACUAUGAUUUUCUGUACAUCUAUGAUGGAGCCAGUGAUACUUCUUCACAGUUGCAAAGGUUAACAGGUCAACAGUCAGUUGAUCCUAUCACCAGCACAUCUAACAUGAUGUUCCUGAGAUUUACAUCUGAUCAGUCUGUCACAGGACCUGGCUUCCAAUUCUCCUACACAAGUAUUACUACAGGUCAAUGCAAUGAUCCUGGAGUGCCUGACAAUGGGAACAGGGAUAAUGACAGUAACUUUGGAGUCGGACAGACAGUCACAUACAGCUGUUCGGCUGGGUACCAGCUGCAGGGGACUGCCACAAUCACCUGCCAGUCAAACGGGAUGUGGAGUGAUGCUUUACCAACUUGUGAAGCAUCCUGUGGUGGAACAUACACAGACCAGUCAGGAGUGAUCAACUCUCCCGGCUAUCCCAACUCCUACCCCAACGAUGCCCAGUGUAUCUGGACCAUCCUGGGGGGCACAACGUCCAGUGGAACCCCACGCCUGAUCGAGCUCACCUUCAACAUCUUCAGCCUGGAAGCCAAUUAUGACUUUGUGUACGUCUAUGACGGCUAUGCCAAUGGUACUGUACUAAACAGGUUUACUGGCACAAAUACUCCAGACCAACAGAGAAGCACAUCCAACGUUCUGUCCAUCAAAAUGACUACAGAUGGGUCUGUGCAACAGACUGGCUUUCAAGCAGCUUAUCAAAUCUUGGGAUCUGUGACCUGUACAAACCCUGGAGCCCCCCAGUUUGGCAGCAUGGUGACCAGUGUCAUUGGAAACACCUUUUCUGUGGGUGCACAGGUCACCUUCAGCUGUGAUCCAGGCUAUGACCUGAGUGACAACUCACCUAUAACCUGUCAGAGCAAUGGCCAGUGGUCCGGACCAGUGCCCACAUGCGAUGCUGCUUGUGGUGGUCAGCGUACAGAGUCCUCAGGAACCAUCCAGUCUCCUGGUUACCCUGGUCAGUACGAAAACAACCUGAACUGUGAGUGGGUCAUCACCUCCCCCAGGGGCGCUGUGGUACAGCUCCAGUUUGAAAGAUUGGACCUUGAGGAUGGCUAUGAUUUUCUGGAAGUUCGUGAUGGGGCAGACGGUUCCUCACCAAUGCUUCAGCGCCUGACAGGCUCUAACACCCCAAAUGCCAUCAGUAGCACGGGCAGCUCUCUGUACCUUAAACUUGUCACUGAUUACAGUGUCACUCAAACUGGCUUUAGGGCAACCUUUAAUGAUGAGGUAUCCUUAGCCUGCCCUGAUCCUGGUGUCCCUGCCCAUGGCAAUCGUGAUGGUGACUUUUUCUAUGUGGGAAACACUGUCACCUUUUCUUGUGACCUUGGCUAUGUCAUCAGUGAUGCCACCCCCCUUACCUGCCAGACUGGUAACACACCCUCAUGGUCUGGACCAACACCAACAUGUGAUGCUCUCUGUGGUGGUUACCUCACUGCUACAGAAGGGAUUGUCUUGUCCAAGAACUACCCUAACAACUAUGGAAACAACCUGAACUGUAACUGGACUGUUGCAGUCACACCAGGAAAAGGCAUCAACUUUCAAUUUAACACAUUCAGCUUGGAGGCCAAUUAUGACUAUUUGCGGCUCUACACUGGUGAUGACCCAGGCACAGCAGUGCAGUCAUAUACAGGACAGACCUUACCCAGCCCAUAUUCUGCAAACUAUCACAUUGUCUUUCUAGUCCUAUCAUCUGAUCAAUCAGUGUCUUCCUCUGGAUUUAACAUCAGCUAUACCACCUUUGACCUGACAGCAAAUUGUGCAUUUCCUGGUAACAUUGACAACGGUUACAACAACCAGGGCAGUGGCCAAGUUUUCCUUGUGGGGGAGUCCAUUAUGUAUGGCUGCAGCCCUGGUUAUAACCUCAUCGGGACAGCAACACUCACAUGUGUGAACGGGAACCCUGCACAUUGGAAUCAUCCUCUACCUCAGUGUCAAGCCCAGUGUGGUGGUCUACACAAUGGACCAAUAGGUAAUAUUGUGUCCCCUGGGUAUCCCAACAACUACCCCAACAACCUACCGAACUGUGCUUACGAGAUCACGGUGAACCCAGGCGAAGGGAUAAGGCUAAGGAUUACAGACUUUGAGACAGCUGGCCCUGGUGACACACUGACAAUCUAUGAUGGCACUCAGUCUUCCCCAUCGCUCGGAACCUUCAGUGGAAAUCAGCUGACACCGGGCCAGAUGUUCAACUCUUCCUCAUAUCGUAUGUUUCUGAUGUUCAUCACUGACGGUUCAGGCCAGGCAAAGGGUUUCAGUAUUUCAUACGAAUCAUAUACCCUUUCAUCCGAGUGCCCUGACCGAGGCAAUCCACAAAAUGGAUAUGUGGUGCAGAUUACAGGGUAUGGAGUGGGAGCCUUUGCCAGAUAUGACUGUAAUGAAGGCUACACUUUCCAAGGCAACCGGACUAUCACCUGUGUGAGAAGUAACCCUCAGUCUAGUCCACACUGGGACAGUGACCUGCCAACAUGUACAGCUGCAUGUGGAGGAAACAUUCAAGUUCGUAACCCAGGGUCCACAGGGCUGAUCUUGUCCCCUGGGUACCCAGGACUGUACUCUAACUACCUUGGCUGCACAUGGACACUACAGGCUCCAGCUGGACUAUUAUUCACUCUACAGUUCAACACCUUGGACAUAGAGACUUGUGGCAGUGACAGAAGUUGUACCUGUGACUAUCUGAUUAUCCGUGACGGUGAUUUGGCUACAUCUCCCAUGGCCGGGGGAGGGCGCUUCUGUGGGCAGACUCUGCCUCCUGACAUCAAUCUCAACAACACUAACGCCAUCCGCAUCGAGUUCCACACGGACCUGUCAGUCACAAACCAAGGCUUCUCCAUAAGAUACACAAGUUAUCUUCAAACAGUGUGUAACGACCCAGGAACCCCGAUGAAUGGUUCCAGGACUGGUGGCAGUUCUUUCAGUGUUGGUGACACGAUCUACUUCCAGUGUGACCCUGGAUACGUUCUGUCAGGUGUUAGUUAUAUCACCUGCCAGGGCAACUCACAGGCUGGCGUGUCGUGGAGUGGGCGUACUCCAACAUGUGAAGCACCUUGCGGUGGUCGUUUCACGGACCCGUCAGGCCUGAUCCUGUCCCCUGGUUACCCCAGCUAUCCCCACAGCAGUGACUGUACCUGGAGUAUUGUGGUGCAGCAGGAUAGGGUGGUGGAGCUGACUUUUAUAUAUUUCCAGACUGAGACAGGCUAUGACUACAUGAACAUCUAUGACGGGACCAACUCCUCAGCCCAGCUGGGAGACCAGUACACAGGCCACCUGUCUGAGCAGGGUAACCUGCCUGCACCACUCAGGAGCAGUGGCAACCAGAUGACUAUAGUGUUCCAUAGUGACUCUUCAGUUGGUGGGGAUGGCUUUCAGCUGAGAUACCAAGCCAUCCGUAGGACCUUUUGUCUACCCUUGACUGCACCCAUGAAUGGAACCAUGAUUGGCAGCAACUUCAACAUCUUCAGUACUGUCAGCUUCUCCUGUGAUGAUGGUUAUGAGUUACCCUCAUCAUGUAACCAGGGAGGCCGCUGUGUCCUGACUUGUACUUCAGUCUCAGGGACACCAACUUGGGACAAACCUGUCCCUACCUGCACAGCGCCAUGUGGAGGAGACAGACGACCACUAGUGGACAUGUCAGAAGUAAUUGUUUCUCCAAACUACCCAAGGGACUAUGACAACUCCCUGGGUGGCUGUGUCUGGUCUAUUUCUGUGGACCCUGCUUAUGUUGUGCAUUUUGAGUUUGUGGUGUUUGAGACAGAGCCACAGUUUGAUACCCUGACCAUCUACAAUGGACCCUCAUCAUCAUCACCAGCCCUUGUCAGCCUCAGUGGUACACACUCAGGGGAAAACUAUUUGAGCACACAGAGCAAUGUCCAGAUGAGUUUUGUAACAAAUGCACGAGUCACAGCAAGGGGAUUUCACGCUAUCAUUACUGCUGUGCAUGGUACAAGUACCUCCUACUGCCAGGACCCAGGGGUGCCUGAGUUUGGCAGUCGUCAGGGGAAUAACUUUGCGGUUGGCCAGUCCGUGACAUUUUCCUGUGACCCUGGGUUUGUACUGAAUGACACUGCUGUCCUGGUGUGUGAGACAUCCUCAACUAUAGCCAUGUGGAACGGAACACUUCCGGGCUGUGUGGGUGGUUGUGGUGCCUAUAUAACUGGUCAUACCUCUGGCUACAUCUAUUCUCCCAACUACCCUGGACAAUAUGGCAACAACCAAAACUGCCAGUGGACAGUUGAGGCCAGUCUUGGGGAGGGAGUGAAGCUGACAGUGGAGUCCUUCAUCUUAGAGGAGUCGUACGACAAGCUCAAAAUCUACGAUGGAGGCUCUGCGAAUGCCUUCUUACUGGGAGAGUAUACAGGAACCACCAUUCCCAGGGAAAUCAGGGCCACAUCCAACAUGAUCUACUUGGUCCUUACUACAGACUACUCAGUCACUGAUGCAGGCUUCAAGAUCCGUUAUGAAACAUAUGGCUUGGUCAGUGCACCAUGUCCAGACCCUGGCAUCCCAGACAAUGGCUACAGGACUGGGGACAGUUUUGUUGUGGAUGCAGUCGUCUCAUUUGGCUGUAAUGAGGGCUACACUUUGGUUGGCCAUGAGCAUAUCACCUGUAUGCCUGGAAACAGGAGGGACUGGAACUAUCCUCCCCCCACCUGUGAAGCUCUGUGUGGAGGGUCAUUGACAGAGGACACUGGACUGAUCUACUCACCUGGCUGGCCAGGAGGCUAUGAUCACGGACAAAACUGUACCUGGACCAUCACUGCCAGUGGUCGAACUGGAAUUGAGUUGAGGUUCCAGAACUUCAGUCUGGAGCAGGACUAUGACUACGUGUCCCUGUACGAUGGUCCCACCACCAACUCCCCUCUACUGGGCAGGUUCACUGGACAGACACUUCCUCCUGUGCUGUAUUCACAGUCCAAUGAAGUCGUCAUUACAUUGACAACUGACAGUUCAGUGAAGGAUGAUGGGUUUGCACUUCAGUAUGAAGCAUUUCUUGCACGAGACUGUGUCACACCACCGGCGCUGCAAAAUGGUCACAUUAUUGGGACCAGCUAUGCGACAGGCUCGGUGAUUCGGUAUGAGUGUGAUGAGGGUUUCAUCGUGAGUGGCCCGCCUGUUCUUACCUGUCAGCAGGACACCCUGACAUGGAGUAACCCUUUCCCCACUUGUGACGCUCCAUGUGGUGCCAACUACACAGCCCUUUCGGGCACCAUCCUGAGCCCAGGCUACCCUGGGUCAUAUGGUAACCAGCGGGACUGCCGCUGGCUGAUCAUGCUGCCACAGGGCAUGGCUGUACAGUUCAGCUUUGACCUGUUUGAUGUGGAGGAUGGGUAUGACUAUCUCACCUUCAGAGAGGGCCUUACUACAUCCUUACCUGUCACAGUCCAGCUGACUGGUGUUCAAGCAAAUGACACCUACAUUCCCUCCAAUAAUGUGCUGGUACAGCUCACCUCGGACUACUCAGUUGACGGCAAGUUCAUGAUGCGCUACACAGGUGUUGCUUCCCGGAGCUGCCCGACACUACCAGAUGUACCAAACUCUGUGCGGAUAGGAGAUGGCAGUGCUAUCGGGGAUGUGGUGAGAUAUGUGUGCAACCGUGGGUUCACCAUUACGGGGGCUUCCACCCUGACCUGCAGGGGUGGUAACAUCACAGCCUGGGACAACAGCCCACCAACAUGUACAGUGUUGUGCACAACUAAUGACGACCGUUCAGAUGGCAGCGGUGUGAUCCUGAGUCCAGGCUACCCUAAUAACUACCCCAUCAAUACCAUCUGUGGCUGGACACUGCAUGGGUGUAAUGGACACCCUGUCACUUUAUUUUUUGAGUCUUUCCAGUCAGAGGCCAGAUAUGACAAACUUGAAGUAUUUGAUGGAACGACUGAUGCAGGCACUGCAGCUGUGACCUACACUGGACGCCCCAAUCCUGUAGCCAACUACACCAGUCCAGGGGCAGUCAUCUUCCUCAAAUGGACCAGCGAUUCUUCCAUUACAGAUUCAGGCUUUGUACUUAUCUACCGAUCAUCCUGUUGCAAUGACCCAGGAAUACCAGACAAUGGCAACAGACAAGGAAACAGUUUUAACCCCAAUGACAGAGUGACAUUCAGUUGUAAUGCUGGGUAUACCCUGGUGGGACAAGCCACCGCCACUUGUCAGCUGAUGGGAAACUAUGCAUAUGAGUGGACCAGCCCUGCACCUAUCUGCCAAGCCACCUCCUGUGGCAUGCCCCGAGCCCCUGCCAAUGGAAUCAUUGAUGGGAAUGACUUUACCAUUGGCUCUACUGUGACUUACAAGUGCAACCUGGGAUAUCGUCUGCCAGCCUCUGCUGUCAUGCAGAUCACCUGUGGUGCCAAUGGGUGGAGCAGCAAACCACCAGCCUGUCAAAUUAACAGAUGUGCCCAGCUGCCAAUCCCCCCCAAUGGUGGAUACAGAUAUGUUGCUGGGGCAAAUGCUACUUACAACUCUGUCAUACAGUACACUUGCAAUGCUGGAUACAACAUACAGGGGUCACAACAGCGCCAGUGCCAAGCCGAUGGCACAUGGAGUGGUACUGAUGUGCAGUGUGUAGCGGAGGGAUGUAGAGAUCCAGGAAUUCCCACGAAUGGAAAUCGUCAAGGCAACAGCUUCACCUACGGAUCCACAGUGAUUUACAGCUGUAACGAGGGCUUCAGACUGGUUGGCAGCUCCUACCUCACCUGUCAAUCAAACCGUGAAUGGAAUGGCGAAAUGCCUGUCUGCAUCCCAAUAACAUGUGGGGAUCCAGGUGUUCCAUACUACGGUGACAGGGAUGGUGAUAGCUUCAACUACGGCAAUAUCCUUAACUUUACCUGCAAUGAUGGGUACAUCCUACAGGGGGCACCUAUCAUACGAUGUGAGCAGAAUGGAUUAUGGAGCAACCCUAUCCCAACCUGUACAGCUGUUGACUGUGGUGACCCAGGAACAAUAGAACAUGGUCACAGUGUGGCUCAAGCUGGAACGACCUACGGUGUGACUAUAGAGUACUUCUGUGACAAUGGAUACUUCAUCUAUGGCUCUUCCUCCAUACGUUGUCAGACUAAUGGCCAGUGGGAUGGCACCAAGCCAGAAUGUCGCAUUGUUGACUGUGGGGACCCUGGCACAUCACCCAAUACUAACAAGGGAGGAGACACAACUACAACAUUUGGGUCGACUGUCACAUACAUCUGCACAUCAGGACACACUAUCGUUAGUGGUGACACGAGUCGUACAUGCCAGGCAGAUGGAACAUGGAGUGGCUCAGCUCUCCACUGCUCUGGGUCUACAACCACUUGUGGUGAUAUUGGGGACCCACCCCAUGGGCGAUUUGUGCCCAAGAAGAGCACAUACAACCCCAAUGACCAGAUCACAUUCAGCUGUGACACAGGAUACAACCUACAGGGCAGCCAGUCUCUCACAUGCCAGUCUGGUGGAGCUUGGAGCAGCACCAGACCUGACUGUAUAAUCCAGAGCUGCGGUGACCCAGGUCGCCCUUCCAAUGGGAACUACAACUCCACAGGGUUCACCUACAGUAGUACUGUCCUGUUUAGCUGUAACCCUGGCUACAUGUUGACUGGCACCCCAUCCAAGUACUGCACAGCAACAGGAGAGUGGAAACCAGAUGGCUCCCCCAUAUGCAUGGUUGUAAACUGUGGAGAUCCUGGUAUUCCUGCCAAUGGUGUGAUCACAGGCAGUGAGUUCACAUACGGGCACUUUGUCACCUACACCUGUAUCACUGGACACAGUCUGAUUGGUCAGGCUAACCGCACCUGCCAGGCCAAUGGACAGUGGAGCAACAGUCUGCCUGCUUGUCAGGUUGUUAACUGUGGAGCCCCACCACCUGUCCCAUACAGCACUGUGGAAGGCAAUAGCUACACGUUUGGCAGCAGUGUCUCAUACAACUGUUCCACAGGAUACAGGCUGAUUGGUCCUAACGUACUUACAUGUAGAGCUAAUGGAUAUUGGGGAAGCAACCUGCUGGGGACAACGCAAUGUGUCCCUGUAUCUUGUGGCGACCCUGGUGUCCCGGCUAAUGGCCAACGACAGGGGAGCCGCUUCACCUUCGGAAGCAGAGUGACCUUCACUUGUGACGAAGGGUACAUCCUGAUUGGAACCAAUCAGCAGCAGUGCAUGGCUGACGGAAGAUGGAGUCCAUCCUCUUUACCUGUCUGUCAAACUGCCACUCAGCAGUCCUGCCGUGACCCCGGAUCACCAGAUCAUGGCAGCCGAAACGCCACCAGCUUCCUCCCUGGAGCUAUCGUCCGUUUCCACUGCCAGGACGGCUACCACAUCCUGGGCCCCACCAGUCUGAUCUGUGACCCAGCCACGCUGAGCUGGAAUGGCCAGCCACCAACCUGCGUCCCCCACAACUGCGUGGAGCUGGAGGCUCCAGACCAUGCAAACAUUGUUUCAGUGAGCGACCUGCAAGGUCAGGGGUACACAACUAUCUUCACCUGUCAGCGUGGAUAUACACAGACCAGCGGAGACACGAUCAGGGUCUGUCAGGACAACGGACAGUGGAGUGGGAAACCUAUUGUCUGUGAAGUGGGAAGUAAGCCUAGUGAGAAGCCACCUACUGUCCUCUAUCCAACCACGCCUGAACCCAAGCCCACUGUGCCUGUGCAAGCCUUUGUAGAGGAGCAGAUCUGGACUGGUUUUUAUGAAUACAAAGGCAGGAAGCACCCCUGUACGCUCACCAUCACAGCUGUGCUGCAGAGCUCCUUUACCAUUAUCGGAGACUUUGAUGAUGGCUCUUCCUCCUUCACUCUUUUAGGAACCUACAAGCCAGCAGAGAACGCUCUGACCCUUCUUGGUUCAGACCUCACACUGGCUGAUCCAAGUAACUUCAUGGGACUUACCAGAGUAACAUUUGAUGGAUAUUUGUACUACAUUGCAGGAGGCUUAAUGUACAGUGGAGAUAUCCUGGCAACUGACUUUGGGAGCUUUGAUCUCCAAAUCUCAAGUUCAGAGAUUCCCAAUUCAAAGCCCCAGUCAGGUAAGGGUCUGAGUGGAGGUUCCAUAGCUGCUGCUGUGUUGGUGCCCAUCCUCUGUCUGGCUGUACUUGCCCUGGGAGUUUAUGCCUGGCACCUCAAGCGUACUGGCCAGAGGUUCAGCUUCUUCAGCCGUUAUGGGGAGGGAGACGAUGAUGCUUCAUUUGAAAAUCCAUGUUACAACACAGCUGAAGGGGUAAGUUGUGAUUUUUUUUGUAGCAAUUAAAAGAUGAGCUAACUUUGUAGUAGCAUUUCUACUUUUGGUAAUACAUUGAAGAGUUGUUAUAAUUUGAGUGUGAUCUCAUAUUUGCUCAGUGCAAGAGCUUCAGCAGUAAGAA